Loxodonta africana (African savanna elephant) is the source of this 1918-nucleotide messenger RNA. Its product is annotated as olfactory receptor 7G3-like. The record is from RefSeq and is a predicted model, not a curated record. Gene Ontology annotation, molecular function: G protein-coupled receptor activity; olfactory receptor activity. Lineage: Eukaryota; Metazoa; Chordata; Mammalia; Proboscidea; Elephantidae. Gene Ontology annotation, cellular component: plasma membrane. Gene Ontology annotation, biological process: G protein-coupled receptor signaling pathway.
UUUGCCAAAAAUUGUACCUAAAUCUAAUCAAGCAAAUUUUUCCCUUAAAGAUCUAGAUAAUAAAUAUUUUAGGCCUCUGUCACAGCUACUCAACUCUGCUGCUAUAGCACAUAAAAGCCAUGGACUGUGUGGAAACAAAUGGCUGUCUUUCAAUAAAACUAUUUACAAAAGCCAGCAGGACUUGACCCAUAAGCUCAAUUUUGCCAACCUGUGUUCUGGAAUACAGCCUUAGUAAUUUCAUCCUGGAUUGAUUAUUUGCUGGAAGUCCUGCUAUAAUCCUAAGGGUGAGCAAAAUGUCUUGUACCUAUUCUAUUCUCAGCAAGUAGCCCUACUUGACAAAGAAUAUCAAACCGAAACCAAACUAGUUGCCAAUGAGUCAGCUUUGACUCAUGGUGACCCAGUGUUUGGCAGAGCAGAACUAUGCUCCAUAGGGUUUUAAAUGGCUGAUUUUUUUUUCAGAGUUAGAUCAUGAGCCCUUUCUUGCCAAGGAGAUUCUGGGUGGGUUAGAACCACCAUCCUUAAGUUAGUAGUCCAGUGCUUAACGAUUUGCACCACUCAGGGACCCCUAGACAAAGAAUGUGUGGUGAAUAAAAACUUGGGAACGAGGAGAAGUGGUGAGGGGAAUAAAAGGUAAAUAAAGGAGAGGAGAGAGGAGAAAGAGAAGCAGAAGGAAAUAUGUAUAACUGAUAUGGUUUCCUCUUUAUGGGAGUAUUUCAGCCAAUAAUUGAAAAAAAUAGAAUAUCAGCAUUUUGUAAACCCCAAUAAAUUAAUGGAUUCCAGGUAAUAAUUAUCAUUAAAAAAAAAUAGGAGAAGCAGUCAGUAUGUGGGUCCUAAUGAAAGUACAUAAGAAUGUUUGCCAAAAAUUGUACCUAAAUCUAAUCAAGCAAGUCCUUCUGUAAAGGAUCAGAUAAUAAAAAUUAAGAUUUUUCUUACAUUUGAUUUUGUUGUCACCUCCAUCUUUUCUAUCAGACCUAUCAACAACAUGACACCAGGGAACCUGUCAGACGCUACAGAAUUCCUCCUCUUGGGGCUCUCAGAGGGUCCAGAACUGCAGCCCCUCCUCUCUGGGCUGUUCCUGUCCCUACACCUGGUCACUGUAGCUGGAAACCUACUCAUCAUCCUGGCCAUCGUCUCUGACUCUCACCUCCACACCCCCAUGUACUUCUUCCUCUCCAACCUGUCCUUUGUACACAUCUGUUUCACCACCAGCACGAUCCCCAAGAUGCUGGCGAACACCCAGACACAGAGGAAAUCCAUCAGUUACACAGGCUGCCUCACCUGGAUCUGCUUUGUCCUGACUUUUGCUGGACUGGAAAAUGGAAUUCUAGCAAUGAUGGCUUAUGACAGAUUUGUGGCCAUCUGCCACCCACUGAAGUACACGGCCAUUAUGAGUCCUACACUCUGUGAGCUGCUGGUUCUGUUGUCCUUCCUCAUUGGUGUCCUUGAUGCCCUGCUGCACACUCUGAUGGCACUGCGGCUGUCCUUCUGCACAGAUCUGGAAAUACCCCACUUCUUUUGUGAACUAGCUCAUGUUCUCGAGCUUGCCUGCUCUGAUAUCCUCAUUAGUAACCUCUUGGUCUAUGUAGUGACCACUUUGGGUGUUGUUCCUCUCUCUGGGAUAGUUUUUUCUUAUACUCGAAUUAUCUCCUCUGUCCUGAAAAUGCCAUCAGCUGGUGGAAAGUAUAAGGCUUUCUCCAUAUGUGGGUCACACAUAAUAGUUUUUUCUUUGUUCUAUGGAACAGGUUUUGGGGUGUACCUUAGUUCUGCAGCUACUCACUCCUCUAGGAACAGUGCAGUAGCCUCAGUAAUGUACACUGUGGUCACCCCUCUGGUGAACCCCUUUAUCUACAGCCUGAGGAACAAGGACAUGAUAGGGGCUUUGAGGAAACUCAUCUCUAGAAUAUUCUCUUUCCAUUGA